AUGGAGCAUCAUCCACCAGUAUAUAUUAAUCUAGAAGAUAGAACUGAUGAUAUCAUUGGUAACCAUCAACAACAGAAUCAACAUAAACAGACACAGCUAAUUAUGAAUGGAGUAGAUGAUUCCCUUGGUUUGCAAAACUUGCAUGGUUUACCACCACCAGAUGGUGAUAUCAACAAUAUUGAUACUAAACAAAAUGAAACAACAAUUAGGCUAUACUCACAAAUGAGACAGCUCUACAAUGAAAACAACUUUGUGGAAAUCAUGUUUUUGCUCCCUCACAUUUCUCAAUUAAACAUCAUACCUCCAAUAUUUCAUUUAAUUAUUGGCUGUACUAUGGUCCACUUUGGGAGAUUAACCAGCGGGUUUAGAGAAAUUGGUGUAGCUAUAUGUUUGGCGCCCAACGAGAUCGAUAGAAAAGAGUUCAUCACUGUAUUAGCUUAUACUUAUGCUGAUUUAAAUGACAGAGAUUCUGCUAUGGGUUGUCUUGGUGAAAUUUUGGAUAUUUCUCGAAGAAAUUUGACAGGUCCUAAACAAUUUGAUGAAAUGAAGGCUGAUAUAUGCCAGUUGGAAAGAAAUUUAUUAAAUAAAUUGGAAUUGACAAAAUUAAACAAGUAUGUAAAAGGUAUUGUUGGAAAUUUGCUGAAAUCGAGGCGGGGAGGGUUUUCCAUCUUCAUUAUUACUAACAACUCACCUUCUAGACAACCAACCAAUGGCAAAUGCAAAUCAUUUGAUGAUCAGGUUUUGGAUUUAAUUGCUUUAAAUAAGUUCUUCCCCAAAGAUUCAUUUACCGGCAAAUGCCAAAUCAUUAUUGGUAAAAUUAACCAUGCAGAUAUAUUAUUACAAAAAUGGGAUAAGGAAAGAAAAUUAUUAAAACUGAAUCCACUUAAAUUGUUGGUUGAAGCUAUAUUAGUAUUAGGGCCCAGUAUUGCUUAUUACGGAAUGUUGAAAUUAGAACCAAUUAUGAAUCAGUAUUUCGAAUUCAUUGAAAACCAAGCCAAAACCAAUAAUGCUGGUGGUAAUAAGUCACCAAAAACAAGAACCGUAUCAGCUUUUUUUUUGGGUGGAUUAACUCCAAUUAAUGGCGGAAGUAGUAUUAAUGGUGGUAUCAGCUCUGUUGCUAAUGGGUCUGGUGGAAAUGGUGCUGCUGCUGCUGGAGACAUUAGAGCAAUUUCCUCAGGCAAUGUGUACAAUUCCACUUUUCAACAAACGAAAAUAAUCAAAGGAUUUAUUGCCAUGUUGCGUCAUGAAUAUAAGGAGGCGUUUGAAUUAUUUAUUGAAGCAGAAGAUGAAAAGUCUGACUACUAUAACCAUGUGUUGAUUCUCAAAUAUAUCUGUCAAUCAAAUGAACCACAACAACAUAGAAAAGAUUUAGAAUUACUUGUUGAUAAAAUCAUUAGACUUUCCUUUGUUUCUACUUUUAAAUUCCAUACUUUGGCUAAAAUUUAUCAACGAUUAUACAUAUUGGAGCAAACAUCAAGACACAGCCGAAGAAGUAUAUUGAAAAAGUCAACUUGUCCAAAUUAUCAUGAUUUACUGAUGAAAUUUUUCUUGUCGGCAGCGGCAUUUGCUCAGGAUGAUGACUUAUACAUUACUCAAUACUAUGACAACAUUCUCAAUUUCUUGAUUAGUGGAAAGGGUAGCUAUGAUUGUGAUGAAAAAGACGGCCAAGUACAUAUACCCACUGUGGCCUUCUUUUAUCAAGUUCGAAAUUAUUUUUGCUUAAAAUCGGAUUAUAAUUAUCUUUAUAUUCCCGGUUUGGUUGGUGAUUGGCAAGAAAUUAAGUAUGAUACUAAAUUGAAGCUCAAGAUUGAAAAAUAUUUAGACCCAGAAGCUACUGAAUCAAAAACUGUGUCGCCUGCAAGUGGUGAUAAUUUCAAGAGAUCUACUAGAGUGGUUGAUAUGAUUGGGUAUUGGGAAAAGGAGUAUCUCAAAUUUAAAGGAGAAUUGCCUGAUACAAUCAAACAAUUUUUAAAGAAGGAGUAA
Molecule: messenger RNA, 1983 nt
Organism: Lodderomyces margitis
Lineage: Eukaryota; Fungi; Ascomycota; Pichiomycetes; Serinales; Debaryomycetaceae
Exons: 1
Coding region: 1-1983 (660 amino acids)
Source: RefSeq, a predicted model, not a curated record